AACUAUUAAAAAAAUCUUGGUAAAAAUCUAAAUAUCUAGAGUGGACUCAUAAAACUCGUUUAUGUUGUAAAAACUACCAUUUAACAGCAGAUAUCUGAUUUUACUUUUGAAUUUGAUUAAAUUAACUAGUUCCUUAAUAUCAUCUGGUAAUUUAUUAGAAAGUUUUAUGCCGACAAUACAAAAUUUUUGUGAAAAAAUUCCGUCCUAUGCUGUGGCCCUUGUAGGAGGAUUUUUUAUUCUUGCUUCUUGUGUUGUGCUCCGGAACCGUAGCUACAGUGUUCGCUAUGAUACGCUUUUAUUUAAAGGUUUUUAAAUGAUGAGCUACAAGAGGUGAUUCCACGGUGGCUUCAAAAGCGGUCCAAAAUUUGAGAUUUUUAUUACGUGCAGAUAGUGAAGUCAGGGACCUUAAAGCAUGCGCAGUCAUGGUAAUGCGUUUCAGCGGAGAGUCACUGUCAAAUUUAAUGACCGCUGAUUGAAAUCUUACGAUUAAGAGCCCUAUUCUUGAACGCGUGACUACCGUGUGAGUGAUUUUGCUAAGUAUAUAAAGAUUCAUUCAAGAAAUUAAAAUGGACGAACUGGUUAUGUUGGAUUUGCUGGACGCCGAAGAGGAAGCAGAAGAAGUUGUCCGUGUUCAAAGACCCCGGGCUGACGCAAUUGCCAUUCUUAGCGAUGUCCAGUUUAAAAACAUGUUUCGUUUUCCCAAGGAACUGUUUAGGAUUAUUGUGGAGGUGUUGUCCCCCCAUAUGAGACCAACAAAUCGAGCUUCAGAUUUGGAGAUUCCCAUUCGUAUAUUGAUUGCAUUACGCUUUUUUGCUUCGGGAUCUUAUCAGAUGGAUGUAGGCUCCAACUUGUUCAUGUCUGUCUCCCAACCGACUGUAAGUCGAUGCAUCAGUGAAGUGAGCGAUGCUUUCAAUGUCCCAGCGAUUUUCAAUCGAUUUGUAAGAUUCCCUCAUAACUUCGAGGAACUGGACCGAGUACGAAUGGGUUUUUUCGAAAAGUACAACUUCCCUGGUGUUGUCGGCUGUAUAGAUUGUACUCACGUGGCAAUUGUGGCGCCCCCCGCGGAAGAUCCCGAUCGACCAGGACACUUGUACAUAAAUCGCAAAGGAUUUCAUUCGAUAAACGUUCAGCUCAUUUGCGAUUCAAAUCUUAAGAUAUUGAACGUAAAAGCAUCUCAUCCUGGAAGUACCCACGAUGCAUUCAUUUGGAAUAAUUCUAAUGUCCAAGAGGUAAUGCGUACCAUCCAUGCAGAGAGACGAGGAACCUAUUUUUUACUUGGAGAUAGUGGCUAUCCUUUACGGCCUUGGCUUUUAACACCUUUGGAAGUUGAACCUGAAGAGGGUACACCAGAACACAAUUACAACUGUGCCCAUAAACGCGCAAGGGCUUCCAUAGAGCGCUGCAAUGGUGUUUUGAAAAGCAGGUUCCGGUGUCUUUUGAAACAUCGAGUUUUACAUUAUUCCCCUCAUAGGGCAGCUCUAAUUAUAAAUUCGUGUGUAGUUUUGCAUAAUAUUUGUAUGGAGCGCAAUUUGGUGGAGGAUCUGGAUGAGUUUGAUAAUCAGGACAUUAAUGACGGUGAGACUUUACAUUACUCCGGACUGCACUGAUUGCUGGCCGAUUCAUAAAUAAUUAAUUUGUUAAAAGUCGUUUGAGAGAGCAAUUAUGUUUAAUUAAUAUUUUCAUAAAAAUCUGGCAUAUUUUUCACAAUGUAAAUGUGAAUGAAUUGCUAUAGGCUUGACAAUAUUUCAUAAAACAGAAUUCGUGAAAUCUUAUCAAACUAGACCUUGAAUAUUUUGGUAUGCUACAUUUGUGGUUAACCUCUGUACGAAUCACUCACAUUUAAUAUAGAUCAAUGCUUGUAUAGUUAUUUUCUAGUUUAGCUUAUUACUUAUCGUCAUAAUCACUAGAGCUGGCGUGUGAUUAUAUAAGAAAUUCUGUAUAAAAUAGGUUCUCACCUACUGAAAUACAUGUGUUGAUGUACAUUUCAAAUGUGCACAAUAGAAUAAUCAUAAACUAGUAGACACAAUCACUACAGACCGACGAAAGGGUAUUUUCUCAGGAAGGAAGUGACUAGUCCAAAAAAUCUUUUGUCGAUCUGGUCUUGAAGCAGUGCUACACUGUAUAAGAAAAAAAUCACGAAGAAAAAGCUUAAAACGGAGGAGUAGUAGUGGCCCAGAUGGACCAAGUGCAGGCAACAGCUUUAAUUUUCUUUUAGGAAAAUGCACUGAAAAAUUUAUUAGCCGCUCCCCAGCACUUGUAAUUAUACAACUAGAAAAUUUAUAUCAUUAUGUAAUUAUCAAUAAAAAUCGUUUGUCGUUAUAUUUUACAUAUUACCAUUAGUUGGAGCUAUAUUUAAGUUUUUUUAAUUCUAGCAAUUGUGUAUUAAUAAUGAGUUGCUGUUCCAUUAAAACAGUUUGUUGCCGUAAGUGCUCAAUUUUU
Messenger RNA from Photinus pyralis (common eastern firefly), 2439 nucleotides. Its product is annotated as putative nuclease HARBI1. The transcript is spliced from 5 exons. Lineage: Eukaryota; Metazoa; Arthropoda; Insecta; Coleoptera; Lampyridae. The coding region runs from base 567 to 1607 and encodes 346 amino acids. The record is from RefSeq and is a predicted model, not a curated record.